Messenger RNA from Aspergillus japonicus CBS 114.51, 833 nucleotides. RefSeq lists its product as uncharacterized. The record is from RefSeq and is a predicted model, not a curated record. NCBI's taxonomy places the organism in Eukaryota, Fungi, Ascomycota, Eurotiomycetes, Eurotiales, Aspergillaceae. Bases 1 to 588 code for a protein of 195 amino acids. The transcript is spliced from 3 exons.
AUGGUCCUGCAAGGGUCUCAGAGCACACCGUCACCCUCCCUCCAAUUGACCCACCGCAACGCCCUCACCCAAAUCCACCACCUCCUCGCCUACCUCUCCACCUUCCCCUUCCCCUCCCUCCCCCUCCCCCACUCCUUAACCCCCGCCGCGCUCCUCCGCGCCCUCACGCUCGCCAACCCCGCCCUCUCCGCCCAGCUCUUCGAGGAAAGCAACCUCACGCACGCCAGCCGAUUUCCGGCGGGUGAUGUUCCAGGGUCCGGCGACGGCGCGGGUCUCCGCACCUCAGCUUUCCGGACAGCGCAGUGGGGCAUGGUCCUGGCGGAGACGGUGGCGUUCGAAGCACUCGCGUUGCGCAAGACGUACACCACCACCUCCGAGAAAAACGAAACGGCAGAGACGCUGGCAGCCGACCGAGACAGCGACGAGGAUCUGACGGUGGUCCUGAUCGCGGGACGGUGUACGCAGUCCGGACAGCGAGCGGUGUUUGGCUUCCCUCUGCCCUGGGCGGGCAUGGCGGGUGCGGCGGCAUCGUGUCUGUGGUUCCAGUUGAGUCCCGUGCAGGAUGGGUUUCGCGGGGGGUUUAUCUGAAGUGGCGCGGCCGGGGCACCGACGAGAAGAGCAGACGAAGCAGUGGGUCCUUGGGGAGGUAGGAAAAGGCGUGCAGUUGGUGCGGGAGAAGAAUCUAUCGAGGAUGAGCGUGAGGCAUGUGGUUGCGGAGGGAGGAGGGUACCGGGCGAGGGAGUGGAGGGGCGACUGGACCAUGGAGGUCGAGGUGCAGGAGAUCGAGCUUUAGGAUGAGACAUAAGUCGCUCAGUAGGUAGCUAUUGCUUGCG